AUGAAUCUACCACAAUUUGAACGAUUUUCUGUGCAUGAUGAGCCGGCAACAGUGGGGAAACGUUGGGCGAAAUACGUCAAGAGACUGGAUAAAUUGUUCACGGCAUUUGCUGUUACGGAUGCCAAUCAACAACGGGCGCUAUUUCUCCACUACGCUGGUCCAGAGGUUUCCGAUAUCUUCGACACGUUACCGGAUACAGCUCGGGCCUAUGAGCAAGCGGAUCACCAUGCUGCGGUAAUAGAGGGUACAGAAGCUACCGAUACAACUGUCCAUGCUGUCAGGAUUCGCACUAGCCCAGCAGUGUAUAACCAGAGACAGUCGCAGCAACGGUAUCCAGCAAGGUUUGAACGCCGCACAUGCCGCAACUGUGGGGGUGGGUUUCCACAUAUGAGCAAACCUUGUCCAGCCAAGGGCAAGACAUGUCAUGACUGUGGUAAGCAAAAUCAUUUUGCCAAGUACUGUUUGUCUAAACAUAGACCCACAGCUGUGAAGCACAUCCAAGCUAGCACCAGUCAUGAUGCCACUGUGCGUGAUUCAGUUCCAGACCAGCAACCUCCCAAUCCAGGUCAAGACGAACACUAUCAGUUUCAUGUAGAAGCACGACCAAUGCCUAAACCAACGGUAACUGUCAAUGUAGACGGCACUCCCAUCAAUGCUGUUAUCGAUACGGGGGCGUCAGUCAUGAUGAUGUCUCUGCGGUCAUUCGCACGGCUCCAGCCGCAGCCACGUCUGGUACCGCCUUCCGUUCCGGUGUACGGAUACGGAAAUUCAACUCCUCUUGAUGUCAGGGGUACCUUCACAGCAAAGGUCAGUUACAGGUCAUCAUCUGCAGACACUGAAAUUUACGUUACCUCCCAUGAUGGCGACACACUUUUGAACUUUGCAACAGCCACUGCGCUUGGUCUGGUGGAGCUUGCGUAUGCCACAUCAGCUAGUCCUGAAUCUGUAUAUCCAGAUCGGUUUACUGGCAUAGGCAAACUGAACAAUUAUCGAUACCACAUACAAGCAGACUCUUCGGUAUCUCCUGUAGCCAUUCCUCAUCGUCGGAUCCCGUUUCAUAUGCGCCGUAAAGUAGAACAGAAGCUUGAUCGAUUGUUAGAACUUGAUAUCUUCGAGAAGGUGGAGAACACACCAACGCCGUGGGUCUCGCCUAUUACGGUCGUACCUAAGCGUGAUAGUGAGGCCAUUCGCAUUUGUGUUGAUAUGCGCAACGUCAACACUGUCAUUAAGCGUGAACGUCACAUCAUUCCGACGGUUGAUGAUCUCAUCGCUUCUCUCAAUGGAGCAACAACAUUCAGCAAGUUGGACUUAAAUUCUGGCUAUCAUCAGAUCGAACUCGAUGAAGAGUCGCGUCAGUACACAGUCUUCUCUACACAUGUUGGCCUCUUCAGAUAUAAGCGCCUGAAUUUUGGUAUUUCCUCAGCGUCAGAGAUCUUUCAGCAAGCAGUACAGUCUACUUUUCAUGACCUAUCAGGUGUGCUGAACAUCAGCGAUGACAUCCUUGUCUUCGGUCGCAGUCAAGCGGAGCAUGAUGCACGACUCGAGGCGGUUAUGCAGCGCCUCCGCAAGGUGAACCUGACGAUAAAUCCUGCUAAGUGUGUCUUUGGCACUGAUCGCGUCAUGUACUUUGGACAUGUCUUCGCAGAACAAGGGAUCAGUCCCGACCCGCGAAAGGUGGAUGCAAUGAACGCUGUCACAGAGCCACAGAAUAUCUCAGAAAUGCGCAGUUUUCUGGGAAUGGUGAACUACUGUGCACGCUUCAUUCCAGACCUGGCGUCUAUCUCUGCACCACUCAGAAACCUCACAAAGGCUGACGUGCCUUGGACUUGGGGACCAUCAGAGACAGCGGCAUUCAGUAGCAUCAAGGAACUAGUCUCAAAACAUUGCACUAUGGUAUACUUCAACCCUGCAAACCAGACUGAGGUAAUUGUUGAUGCAGGCCUCCAUGGUCUUGGUGCAAUUCUUGUCCAGCAUGACUCACGAACACAGUCGGUCGUCCCUAUCGCACUCGCUAGUCGGUCAUUAACGCCGGUCAAACAGCGGUACUCGCAGACUGAAAGAGAAGCUCUUGCCGUAACAUGGGCUAUCAGGCAUUUUCACAUCUAUCUAUACGGUGGAUCAUUUGUGGUCAUUACCGAUCACAAGCCGCUAUUAGCAAUGUUCAACAAUGCUAGUUCGAAGCCGUCCAUACGCAUCGAACGCUGGCUAAUGCGCCUGCAAGCGUACGACUUUGAAGUAAAGUACCAUCCUGGAAAACUGAAUCCCGCAGAUUAUAUGUCGCGGCACCCACAAGCUACUCACAAUGCAGGAAUAUCAGCUGAGAAAGAAAUCGCUGAGCAACAUGUUUCUUUCAUCACAGCACACGCGAUUCCAAAGACAGUCACGCGUGAUGACAUAGUUUCAGCCACAGGCGCCGAUGACGUCCUCCAGUAUUGUAUGCGCGCGGUCCAGAAAGAUAACUGGAAAGAUUUUCUAGAAUCUGCAGACGCGUCCUUACAGUCUGAAUACAGGAGCCUUCAUGAAGUUCGUGAUCGACUGACAGUAUCGGAAGGAAACAGCAUGCUUCUGCGUGAUCAUCGCAUUGUCAUACCACGUUCGCUUAGACAGCGUAUAAUUGACAUAGCGCAUGAGGGCCAUCAAGGCAUAACGAAGACCAAGGCUCUUUUGCGUGAGAAGGUAUGGUUCCCCUCCAUCGAUCGUCUGACUGAACGCACAGUUCGUGAUUGUCUAUCUUGUCAGAUGAACGCGGUUGAGCACGCCAAAGAACCACUUAAAAUGACUGAGCUUCCGCAGCUACCGUGGUCGGAAGUCAGCGUGGACUUCGCCAACUUACCCAGCGGUGAACACAUGUUGGUAGUCAUUGAUGAUUAUUCACGUUUUGUGGAAGUAGAGAUUGUUUCCUCUACUGCCGCAAGUCUCGUCAUUCCGAAACUUGACCGGAUCUUCUCGAGCUUCGGAGUUCCCACGGUGGUCCGUACCGAUAAUGGUCCACCAUUCAACAGGGCAGAAUUCAGUAAGUUUGCGCAAUACCUGGGAUUCCAGCACAGGAAAGUGACACCACGUUGGCCUCAAGCAAAUGGUGAGGUGGAAAGAUUCAUGAAAACGCUCAAGAAAGUCUAUCGCUGUGCUAUCGCUGAACAUAAGUGCUGGAAGCAGGAAGUGUACAAGUUCUUAAGCAACUAUCGCGCAACGCACUCUACCACAGGGGUUCCCCCAGCGACACUGUUAUUUGGACGGGGGGUACGCACGCGUCUCCCUGAAACGCCAUCCACUAGUUUGCAACGUCGCGAUGACGUCGACACUUUCGUCCGCGAUCGCGAUCAAGAAAAGAAGCAACGCAUGAAGAGCUACGCCGACAACCGCGGAAAGACUCGCACAUCUCGAAUCGCUGUUGGUGACACGGUGCUUGUCCGUAGAGAUGGAACGGUUCCAAAGCAUCAGUCACCAUAUCUUCCGCAGCCAUACAAAGUGGUGAGAUAG
This is a messenger RNA of Priapulus caudatus, 3480 nucleotides long. RefSeq lists its product as uncharacterized. The record is from RefSeq and is a predicted model, not a curated record. Lineage: Eukaryota; Metazoa; Priapulida; Priapulimorpha; Priapulimorphida; Priapulidae. The transcript is spliced from 2 exons. Gene Ontology annotation, molecular function: nucleic acid binding; aspartic-type endopeptidase activity; zinc ion binding. The coding region runs from base 1 to 3480 and encodes 1159 amino acids. Gene Ontology annotation, biological process: proteolysis; DNA integration.